This is a messenger RNA of Perognathus longimembris pacificus (Pacific pocket mouse), 1665 nucleotides long. RefSeq names its product 3-hydroxy-3-methylglutaryl-CoA lyase (gene Hmgcl). The record is from RefSeq and is a predicted model, not a curated record. The transcript has 9 exons. Bases 218 to 1120 code for a protein of 300 amino acids. Gene Ontology annotation, biological process: L-leucine catabolic process; ketone body biosynthetic process. NCBI's taxonomy places the organism in Eukaryota, Metazoa, Chordata, Mammalia, Rodentia, Heteromyidae. Gene Ontology annotation, molecular function: hydroxymethylglutaryl-CoA lyase activity.
GCUUGCUCAGCGAGUGUAGGUGACAGCCAGCUGCUGAGGGGUGUAGCCAGUUGUGUUGGAUGAGGUGCAGAUCUGUGCUGGCCCAGUGGGUCAGCCGCUUUCUAGGCCGAAGGACAUAGUUAUUUACUCUCUCCGAACGCCAGUUGUCUCAUCUAUAAAGUGGAUUACAUUACCUCGGGGUUGUUUUGGAGAUUGAGAACAAGUCAGCACCUCAUCUAUGGGCACCUUUCCAAAGCAGGUGAAGAUUGUGGAAGUUGGCCCCCGAGAUGGUCUACAAAAUGAAAAGAGUAUUGUACCUACUGCUGUGAAGAUCAGGCUGAUCGACAUGCUUUCUGAAGCGGGGCUCCCCGUCAUAGAAGCCACCAGCUUUGUGUCUCCCAAAUGGGUUCCUCAGAUGGCUGACCACACUGAAGUCUUGAAGGGCAUUCAGAAGUUUCCUGGCAUCAGCUACCCAGUCCUGACCCCAAACAUGAAAGGCUUUGAGGCAGCGGUGGCUGCCGGAGCCAAGGAAGUAAGCAUCUUCGGUGCUGUCUCGGAGCUCUUCACCAGGAAGAACGUCAACUGCUCCGUAGCCGAGAGCUUCCAGCGCUUUGACGGGAUCAUGAAGGCCGCUCAGGCCGCCAACAUUCCCGUGCGCGGGUACGUCUCCUGUACCCUUGGAUGCCCUUAUGAAGGGAAGAUCUCCCCGGCUAAAGUGGCUGAGGUUGCCAAGAAGCUGUACUCCAUGGGCUGCUAUGAGAUCUCCCUAGGGGAUACCAUUGGUGUGGGCACCCCGGGGCUCAUGAAAGAUAUGCUGUCUGCUGUCAUGCACGAGGUGCCUGUGGCUGCCCUGGCUGUCCACUGCCAUGACACCUAUGGCCAAGCCCUGGCCAACACUUUGAUGGCUCUGCAGAUGGGAGUGAGUGUUGUGGACUCUUCUGUGGCGGGACUCGGAGGCUGCCCCUAUGCACAGGGGGCAUCGGGGAAUUUGGCCACUGAGGACCUGGUCUACAUGCUCUCGGGCUUGGGCAUUCACACGGGUGUAAACCUCCAGAAGCUCCUGGAAGCUGGGGACUUUAUCUGCCAAGCCCUGAACAGAAAAACCAGCUCCAAAGUGGCUCAGGCUACCUGUAAACUCUGAGCCCCUUUGUCUACUGCAGCCCCUUGGACUUUGUGGAAGUAGGACACACAUGGGUGAUUUCUGAAUGAGGAAACGGAAAUGAUUAUAAAAUAAAAAGGAGUGGGUAUUUCACCAGCAGCUCCGGGCAGCUCCGCACUGAGGUGUCUCCUGGCAGCAAGGGGGCCGGGGUGCUGCUUGGCCCGCAGGCCCUCCCUGCCAGACCUGAAGCGCAGUGGGGCCUCCAUUCACCAGGCCCCGCACACAGAGCGGAGUGCCGAAGAGCCAGGGGAGCCUGGUUGGGGUGGUCAUUGAGUCAGCUCCUGGGAGUCUGUCAGCUAGACAAGCUAACCUGCACACAGCCCCCCCUGACAUGACCCAGACCACUGCUCACUUCUGGGGGCAAAGGGCAUCGAGGUCUCCCUCAAGCUGGCAGAGGCCACUUGCUGAAAGGGGUGAGGGCUGGGCUUCUCUGGUGGGCAUCUGCCAACCCCAGUAUCUUGGGGAGUCUUCACACUGCUUGUGAUUUUGAAAAUAACUCAUGUAAUUAAAGAUUUAGUUUUCCAGUA